Austrofundulus limnaeus is the source of this 16005-nucleotide messenger RNA. It is a transcript of the gene ubr4, whose product is annotated as ubiquitin protein ligase E3 component n-recognin 4. The transcript is spliced from 106 exons. Gene Ontology annotation, cellular component: centrosome; nucleoplasm; membrane. The record is from RefSeq and is a predicted model, not a curated record. The coding region runs from base 80 to 15697 and encodes 5205 amino acids. Gene Ontology annotation, molecular function: ubiquitin-protein transferase activity; protein binding; zinc ion binding. Gene Ontology annotation, biological process: ubiquitin-dependent protein catabolic process. Lineage: Eukaryota; Metazoa; Chordata; Actinopteri; Cyprinodontiformes; Rivulidae.
GACAUCGGGCGCCCCCCAGCGAUUUUUGCUUUCACAGCCUCUUCCUCCACAAGUCAGUUUUUUUCAAUGUGAUUUCAAGAUGGCGUCAAGCGGAGGAGAUGGGGAGCACGAAUGGACAGCGGCAGUUCGGCCGCUUUUAUCAGCUUCAUACACCGCUUUUGAAACAAAGGAGCUACCUCAGCUGAUUGGCUCUAUAAUCAACAGUGAAUCAGACAUUCUUCACCACGACAAACAGUAUGAGCCUUUCUACUCAUCGUUUGUGGCUCUUUCUGCACAUUACAUCACCACAGUUUGUGGACAAAUACCAAGAAAUCAAUUGCUGUCGGUUGCAGCAGCAUGUAAGGUAUUGAUUGAAUUCUCACUGCUGCGCCUGGAGAACCCUGAUGAAGCAUGUGCUGUAUCACAGAAACACCUGAUUCUUCUAAUAAAAGGACUUUGCACUGGCUGCAGCAGACUGGAUCGCACAGAGAUCAUUACUUUCACUGCUAUGAUGAAGUCUGCCAAGUUGCCGCAAACUAUCAAGACCCUUUCUGAUGUGGAAGACCAGAAGGAGUUGCCUAGUACUGUGAACCCUGAGCUUCGACAAAAAGAAGUACAAAUGAACUUUUUUAAUCAGUUAACUUCUGUUUUCAACCCGGACCUCACCACCAUCCUGUCCUCUCCCUCAUCAGCUCACCUGCAGGCUGAGAGUGACUGUGAUGACCAAACCACAGAUCAAGCCCUUCAGGCCAAAAUGAAGAAUGCUUUUGUCUCUCAGAAUGUGUCAAGCUUACAGGAACUUGGUGGGUCUGAAAAGCUACUACGAGUGUGCCUCAACCUGCCCUACUUUCUACGUUACAUCAACCGCUUCCAAGACGCUGUUUCAGCAAACUCUUUCUUCAUAAUGCCAGCCACAGUGGCUGAUGCCACUGCUGUUCGCAAUGGAUUUCACUCACUGGUAAUUGAUGUCACCAUGGCUCUGGACACACUUUCCUUGCCUGUGCUGGAACCCCUCACACCAGGGAGGCUGCUGGACAUGACUGUGCUAGCUCUGAGUUGUCUCUAUGCUGGUGUGAGUGUGGCCACAUGCAUGGCCAUUUUACAGGUUGGUAGUGGCUUGCAGCUUCGCUCUGCCUCCACUGGAACCAAAGAAGAGGACUAUGAAAAUGAUGCUGCCACAAUUGUCCAAAAAUGUCUGGAAAUCUAUGAAAUGAUUGGACAGGCAAUCAGCAACUCUCGAAGAGCUGGAGGAGAGCAUUAUCAGAACUUCCAGCUGCUUGGAGCCUGGUGCCUCCUAAACAGCCUCUACCUGAUUCUUAACUUGAGCCCAACUGCCCUGGCAGACAAAGGGAAAGAGAAGGACCCCCUGGCUGCCCUGCGUGUCAGGGACAUUGGAGCUCGCACAAAGGAUGGCGCAGGAUCACCUAAACUUGGUCCUGGCAAAGGACAUCAAGGAUUUGGAAUUUUGUCUGUCAUUCUGGCCAAUCAUGCCAUCAAACUUCUGACUUCACUUUUCCAGGAUUUGCAAGUAGAGGCUCUACAUCGGGGUUGGGCAAGUGAUGGGCCACCAGCUGAGCUCAACAUCAUGGCACAAAGCACUUCGAUCCAGAGGGUUCAAAGACUCAUCGACUCUGUGCCCCUGACAAAUCUACUUUUCACGCUUCUCUCCACCGCCUACAAAAAGGCUUGUGUUCUCCAGCGCCAAAGAAAGGGCUCAGUCAGCAGUGACGCAAGUGCUUCUACAGAUUCAAACACCUACUAUGAGGAUGAUUUCAGCAGUACGGAGGAGGAUAGCAGCCAAGCAGAGAGAAGAGAGGAGAAGACAAAUGCUGCUUGUGUCUCAGAUGAUGAUAGUGAACCCAUCUUGGGACUGUGGUUUGAGGAGACAAUUUCACCGACCAAAGAUAAAGUGGCUCCACCACCUCCUCCACCUCCCCCACCCCUGGAGACUUCUCCCAGACUCAAGAGCCCUAGCAAACAGAAUCCAAGUGAGAAUGGCAACAUUUUAGCGGGCCGUAAGGAUCCAGAGCUGUUCCUCAGUUUGGCCUCCAGCAUUUUGAACUUCAUCACCACUUCAAUGCUGAAGUCCAGGAACAACUUCAUCCGGAACUACCUGAGUGUGUCUCUCACAGAGCAACACAUGGCCACACUCGCCAGCAUCAUUAAAGACGUGGACAAAGAUGUCAAAGGUUCAUCAGAUGAAGCGUUUUCUUUAGCUCUGUACCACUUCAACCACACCCUCGUCACCUCAGAUCUUCCAUCUCCGGUCUUGCAGAACACUCUUCUACAACAAUUAGGGGUUGCUCCAUUUUCAGAAGGUCCCUGGCCCCUCUACAUUCAUCCUCAGUCGUUAUCCGUCCUCUCCAGACUUCUUCUGAUUUGGCAACACAAAGCCAGUGUGCAGGGAGAACCAGAUGUGCCUGAGUGUAUGAAAGUCUGGGAAAGAUUUUUAGGAACCUUGAAGCAACACACUCUCCAGGGUUCUCUUCAUGGAGAUGAUGACCUGAACGUGGAACACCUCCAGCUGCUGUUGCUUCUUUUCCACAAUCUGUCGGAAUGUGGCCGACGAUCAGUGCUCACCAUGCUCACUCAGGCCAUUACUGAAGUGGCACAGAGCAGAGACUCCCAGCUGAAGUCUGUACCCCUCAACAUGGCCCGCUUGUUGCUGGUCUUUGACUACUUGCUGCGUCACUACUCCAAGGCUCCCCUGUACCUCUUUGAACAGGUGCAGUACAAUCUUCUAACACCACCGUCUUCUGGGCCGAGUUCUGCUCAAGACGGUGGCAAGCGCAGCGGUCUGCCCCUUUACUAUGGAUUUAAAGAGGUGGAGGAGAACUGGGCUAAACACUGUUCAGCAGAUAAAAAUGCCCAGCCCAAAUUCUAUUGUGUGCUGUCUCCUGAGACAUCUGAGGAUGACAUCAACAGACUAGACAGCAAGGUUUUCUCAAAGCUGGGUAAUGGUGGAGUUAAAUACGACGAGCUGUAUGCUUGGCUCAUCUCACUCCUGGAAGCUGGCUCAGAGUUUGACACAUCCAGAAGACAAGAGAAUAAACCUAUCACUCCUAUGGAGGCCUGCUCCCUUCAGUACUACUUUCUGGUACUGUGGAGAAUCCUGGGUGUGUUGCCACUCUCAAAAGCUUUCAUGGAGCAGCUAAAGACUGGUUGCAGCGACCCCAGUGAAAGUGACAUCUUGCAUACCCUGCGAUGGUCCUCACGUCUGCGGGUGUCUACAUACGUCAACUGGAUAAAGGAACAUUUGGUGAAGCAAGGACUGAAAGCAGACCAAGCUGCCUCACUUGUUGAGGCAACAGCUGCCAAAUGCAGCACUCUGAAGUAUGAUGUGGAGCUAGCAGAGGAGUACAUUGCCAGACAGAUUUCCACCUUUUCAACUGUGGAUCCAAAUGUCGUCCUUCCACUUCAUCAGCUGCCUUCUCUUCAAGCUAUUUAUACUCUGGAUGCAGUCCUCUCUAAAGUACAAGUUUCUUUAGAUGAGCAUUUGUCCAAGGUUGCAAUUGAGGCUGACACCCACAAAUCAUCUGAUAUUGCUAAAAAUCUGCUGCCUGCCACACUGCAGCUCACUGACAUUUACACAGCCUUCACAAGAUCUUACCUCCUAAUGAACAUCCCAGAAGAAGGAGAAAACAAAUUGACUGAUGCGAAGCUCCAAGGUUAUGCUGCAGUUUUGUCCAUUGGUUCAACCCGUUGCAAAGCCAACUUGCUGGGUCAUAGUUUAAUGCAGAACUUACCAUCAGCUGUACAGACAACAUGUGAGACUUGGAACAGCAUUCACACCAAUGAAUUUCCCAACAUCGGCUCAUGGCGAAAUGCAUUUGCCAAUGAUACCAUACCAUCAGAGAGCUACAUCAGUGCCAUCCAAGCAGCUCAUCUGGGCACACUGAGUUGUCAGUCCCUGCCUCUGUCCUCUUCUCUUAAACACAUCCUCCUCUCCUUGGUUCGCCUCACAGGCGACCUAAUUGUUACAGAGGAGUUGAACCCGUCUCAGGUCGUGAGCAGUCUGCUGCCUCUGCUCCUGGAGGCGAGCACAGAAUGUGUAGCAGAAAUCAGCAGCACCUCGCUGGAGCGCAUCCUUGGCCCGUCAGAGUCUGAUGCCUUCCUAGCCCGCAUUUAUGAGCGCUUGGUGACCGGAUGUUACAACAUCAUUGCUAAUCAUUCUGACCCACAAAGUGGUCUGGAUGAGUCCAUUCUUGAGGAAUGCCUUCAGUACCUUGAAAAACAACUUGAGAGCAGUCAGGUCCGAAAGGCAAUGGAAGAGUUCUUCUCAUUCAGUGGCGAGCUUGUCCAAAUUAUGAUGGCGACGGCCAAUGAAAACCUGUCAGCAAAGUUCUGCAACAGGGUGCUGAAAUUCUUCACAAAGCUUUUCCAGCUCACGGAGAAGAGUCCCAACCCAAGCCUGUUGUGUUUGUGUGGCUCCUUGGCUCAACUGGCCUGUGUGGAGCCAUCUCGCCUGCAGUUAUGGCUGACACGAAUGACAGCUACCCCACCAAAGGACUCAGAGCAGCUGGAGAUUGUGCAAGAAAAUAGACAGCUCCUUCAGCUGCUUACCACUUAUAUUGUGCGUGACAAUAGUCAGGUGGGCGAAGGAGUUUGCACUGUCCUCCUCAGCACACUUAUUCCCAUGGCAACAGACAUGUUGGCCAACGGGGAUGGGACGGGCUUCCCUGAGCUCAUGGUCAUCAUGGCCACCCUCGCCAGCGCCGGACAGGGAGCUGGCCACUUGCAGCUUCACAGGGCAGCUAUUGACUGGCUGACCAGAUGUAAAAAGUAUUUAACACAGAAGAAUGUUGUGGAGAAAGUGAGCACAAACUUGUCCCAUGGAAAGCAUACCAGUAUGCUGGAGUGCUCAUGCCACAUAAUCUCCUAUUUGGCUGAUGUGAUGAAUGCUCUGCGGCAAAGCAGUGGCCAGGGCACCUCAGCCCUGCUGGUGGAGGGAGAGGAGAAGACCAUGGAAGUGGACUCGGACUGGGUGGAGGAGCUUGCAGUAGAGGAUGAUGAUUCCCAGGCAGAGGACUCUGAUGAAGACUCCCUUUGCAACAAACUGUGCACCUUUAUAAUUACCCAGAAAGAAUUCAUGAAUCAGCACUGGUACCACUGUCACACCUGUAAAAUGGUGGAUGGGGUAGGUGUGUGCACAGUGUGCGCCAAGGUCUGUCACAAAGACCAUGAGAUCUCCUAUGCCAAGUAUGGCUCUUUCUUCUGUGACUGCGGUGCCAAAGAGGAUGGCAGCUGCCAGGUGAGACCGAAUGCCUCAGGUCAUCAUGGGAAGAGAACAACAGCGGCUUUGGUCAAACGUAGCCCUAGCAGCGGUAUGAGUUCCACUCUCAAAGAAACCUCAGCCUUCCAGAGUGAACUGCGAAUGCCGGAAAGCGCUAUCCGACACCAGAAUGCCUCUCCCUCUGACAAGGGCAAGGUUACUAUUUGCGAUGGCAAAUCCAGUGAUGAAGAGAAACCCAAGAAGAGCAGUGUGUGCAAGAGCAUUGAGGGCUGUCAGCAGGAGUUGCUAACACAAGUGACGGAAUCAUCCACUGCUGCAGCCAUUCUCGAGAUGCUCAUGUUUCUCAUGGAAGCAAUCCAGACUAACUUUCAACAAGCAUCAGCAGUAGGCAGCAGCAGCCGGGCCCAGAAAGCCUUGAAUGAACUGCACACUCAGGACAAAAACGUUGAAAUGACAGACCAGUUAAUGGUGCCCACACUUGGCUCUCAAGAAGGAGCUUUUGAGAAUGUGAGGAUGAAUUAUAGUGGUGACCAAGGCCAAACUAUUCGUCAGCUCAUCAGUGCACAUGUCCUGCGGCGCGUUGCCAUGUGUGUUCUUUCCUCACCUCACGGUCGUCGUCAACAUCUUGCAGUUAGUCACGAGAAGGGAAAGAUAACAGUUCUGCAGUUGUCCACUCUUCUGAAGCAAGCUGACUCCAGCAAAAGGAAACUAACACUGACCCGACUGGCCUCUGCCCCAGUUCCUUUCACUGUCCUCAGCCUCACAGGCAACCCCUGCAAUGAAGAUUAUCUUGCUGUUUGUGGCUUAAAGGACUGUCACGUACUGACUUUCAGCAGUACAGGCUCUGUCUCAGACCAUCUUGUGUUACAUCCACAACUGGCCACAGGGAAUUUCAUCAUCAAAGCAAUCUGGCUGCCAGGCUCUCAGACUGAACUUGCUAUAAUCACAGCUGACUUUGUCAAGAUCUAUGACUUGUCAGUGGAUGCCCUGAGUCCCAUGUACUACUUCCUGCUUCCCAGUUCCAAGAUUCGAGAUGCUACAUUCCUUUUCAAUGAAGAGGGAAAAAACAUUAUUGCAAUCAUGUCCUCAGCAGGUUACAUGUACACUCAGAUAAUGGAUGAAACUAGCAGAGCCCAACAUGGUCCUUUUUAUGUCACAAAUGUAUUGGAAAUAACCCAUGAGGACUUGAAGGAUAGCAACGGUCAGGUUGCUGGUGGCGGUGUGUCUGUUUAUUACUCCCAUGUCCUUCAGAUGCUUUUCUUUAGCUACAGCCAAGGAAAGUCUUUUGCUGCCACAGUCAGCCGCAGCACAACCGAAGUGCAGAGGCUCUUUCCCAUCAACAUCAAAGGUUCUAAUGGUGGUAGCAGUAAGUUGUCGCCUGCUCUAUGCCAGUGGUCUGAGGUCAUGAACCAUCCGGGUCUGGUGUGUUGUGUGCAACAGACAACUGGCAUACCACUGGUAAUCAUGGUUAAACCUGAUACCCUCCUCAUUCAGGAGAUUAAAACACUGCCUGCUAAAGCAAAGAUUCAAGACAUGGUGGCUAUUCGACACACUGCAAGUAACGAGCAACAGCGCACGACCAUGAUCCUUCUCUGCGAGGACGGAAGCCUUCGGAUCUACAUGGCAAAUGUGGACAACACGUCAUACUGGCUCCAACCAUCGCUGCAACCCAGCUGUGGCAUCAGCAUCAUGAAGCCAGUUCGCAAACGCAAAGCCGCUGCUGCAACUACUCGAACCUCCAGUCAGGUGACAUUCCCAGUGGACUUCUUCGAACACAACCAGCAACUGACAGAGGUUGAGUUCGGGGGUAAUGACCUGCUGCAAGUUUACAACGGGCAGCAGAUCAAACACAGGCUCAACUCCACCGGGAUGUAUGUGGCUAACACAAAGCCUGGGGGAUUCACUAUAGAAGUGGUGAAUAACAACAGUUCAAUGGUGAUGACAGGCAUGCGAGUACAAAUGGGCUCUCAGGCCAUUGAGAGGGCUCCUUCCUAUGUGGAGGUCUUUGGCCGCACCAUGCAGAUAAACCUGACAAGAGCCCGUUGGUUCGACUUCCCCUUCACCAGAGAGGAGGCCCUGCAGGCUGACAAGAAGCUGUCCAUAUUCAUUGGAGCAUCAGUUGAUCCAGCUGGAGUCACCAUGCUUGAUUCAGUCAAGAUCUAUGGUAAAACUAAGGAGCAGUUUGGUUGGCCUGAAGAUCCACCCGAGGACUUCUCCUCUGCAUCAGUGAAUAAUGUGUGCAGUCCCAGCCUUAAUCAAAGCAAUAGCAACUCUGAUGGAGAUAUAGCCACCCCCACCACAACCAGUGGCACUGUGCUAGAGAGUUGUGAAACAGAGUCCUUAUCAACCUUGGACCGAUUGGUGGUCAGCUCACUUGAAGCUUUGGAAAGCUGCUUUGCUGUAGGUUCCACAAGUGAGAAGGAAAAGAACAAAACUGCAGCACUGGAACUGGCCACUUUACUUUUGUCCAUGCCGACUCCUGCAGGCGUGCAGCAACAAACCAAAGGACUUCUUGCUAGCCUGCACACCAGCCGUACAGCUUAUCACACUCAUAAGGACCAGUCCUUGCUGAGUAACGCAGUGCAGUGUCUGAAUAGUUGUAGCCGUGAGGGGAGGGAGAUCGACCCAGAUGUCUUCCAGAGACUGGUGAUCACCGCCCGUUCCAUUGCAAUCAUGAGACCCAACAAUUUGGUUCAUUUCACAGAAACUAAAUUGUUUCAACAUGACUCCGACACAGCAGAGGAUGGACAUAAACUUGUGGAUGGUGAAAGCUGCAACUUCAUUGCUCAACUGAUGAAUAACUUCUGGAAGCUUCAUUCUCAGAAACCAAAAAAUGCAUUUCUUGCUCCUGCUUGCCUGCCUGGCCUAACGCACGUGGAAGCAACAGUGAAUGCCUUAGUAGACAUCAUCCAUGCAUAUUGCACAUGUGAACUGGAUUACAUCAAUGUAGCUUCCAAAAUCUACAUGCAAAUGUUACUGUGCCCCGACACCGCUGUGAGCUUCGCUUGUAAACAAGCUCUGAUCAGAGUCCUGCGGCCCAGAAACAAACGCCGUCAUGUGACGCUUCCAUCUCCCCCACGGUCCAACACACCUAUUGGAGAUAAGGAUGAUGAUGACGAUGAUGAUGCAGAUGACAAAAUGCAGUCAUCAGUGUUGGCUGGAGGAGACGACGGUCGACAGGAGAGCCAGGAACAAAAUGAAGUGGACCACAGCGAUUUUGAGAUGGUGUCUGAGUCAAUGGUCCUGGAUACAGCAGAGAAUGUUACCAAUGGAAACCCGUCACCUCUUGAGGCUCUGCUGGCCGGAGCUGAGGGUUUCCCCCCUAUGCUUGAUAUUCCCCCUGAUGCUGAUGAUGAAACCAUGGUAGAGCUGGCUAUUGCUCUCAGCCUUCAGCAGGACCAACAAGGCAGCAAUAGCAGUGCUCUUGGCCUUCAGAGCCUUGGCCUGUCUGGCCAGGCUCCAAGCUCCUCAUCACUUGAUGCUGGCACCCUUUCAGAUACAACUGCUUCAGCUAUUGCUAUGAUUUCAGCCCCGGCAUCAGAUGAUGAGGGCAGCACAGCUGCUACUGAUGGCUCUACAUUGCGGACCUCCCCAGCUGAGCACGGCGGCAGCGUGGGCUCAGAGAGUGGGGGUUCUGCUAUCGACUCUGUAGCAGGGGAGCACAGUGUGUCAGGACGCAGCAGUGCAUAUGGAGACACAACAGCUGAAGGUCACCCUGCUGGUCCAGGCAGCGUGAGUUCCAGUACUGGAGCAAUCAGUACCACAACAGCACAGCAGGAAGGUGAAGGCUCAGAAGGAGAAGGAGAGACCGAGGGAGACGUCCACACAAGUAACAGGUUGCACAUGGUUCGUCUUAUGCUACUGGAGCGCUUGCUACAACACCUUUCUCAGCUCCACAAUGUAGGUGGAGUUCAAGCCAUCCCAUAUAUGCAGGUUAUUCUUAUGUUGACCUCUGACCUCGAUGGGGAGGAUGAAAAAGAUAAAGGUGCCUUGGAUGACCUGCUUGCGCAGCUGAUUGCUGAACUUGGCAUGCAUAAAAAGGAUGUGUCCAAAAAGAAUGAGCGCAGUGCCAUCAAUGAAGUCCACCUGGUCAUCAUGAGGUUACUUAGCGUGUUUAUGUCUCGUACCAAGUCUGGCUCUAAGUCUUCAUCUGAGUCAUCCUCCCUGAUUUCCAAUGCAACAGCAACAGCUUUGCUCAGUCUGGGUUCCAUUGACUAUUGUCUUCAUGUGCUCAAAUCGCUCCUGGAGUUCUGGAAAAGCCAACAGGGUGAAGAGGAGCCUGUGACCACCAGUCAGCUCCUUCGCCCCCACACUGCUUCCUCACCCCCCGACAUGAGCCCCUUUUUCCUUCGUCAAUAUGUCAAGGGACACGCUGCUGAUGUGUUUGAAGCUUACUCCCAGCUGCUGACUGAAAUGGUCCUCCGGUUGCCGUAUCAGAUAAAGAAGAUCACUGACUCAAACCCACGAAUCCCACCUCCUGUGUUUGAUCAUUCCUGGUUCUACUAUCUCUCUGAAUAUCUCAUGAUCCAGCAGACACCAUUUGUCAGGAGACAAGUUCGAAAGCUCUUACUAUUUAUCUGUGGCUCUAAAGAAAAAUAUCGCCAACUGCGAGAUUUGCACACACUCGACUCGCACGUCCGCAGUAUCAAGAAACUUCUGGAAGAGCAGGGCAUCUUCCUUCGUGCUGGCGUGGUCACUGCAACAUCUGGUUCUGCUCUCCAGUAUGACACACUGAUCAGUCUGAUGGAACAUUUGAAAGCAUGUGCGGAGAUUGCUACUCAGAGAACAAUCAACUGGCAGAAAUUCUGCAUGAAGGACGACUCUGUGUUGUACUUCCUGCUCCAAGUCAGCUUCCUGGUGGAUGAGGGUGUUUCUCCAGUUCUCCUUCAGCUCCUCUCCUGUGCCCUGUGUGGCAGCAAAGUGCUGGCCAGCUCCUCCUCCACCUCUUCAUCGGGCUCAGGAGGCGGCUCAGGUGGUGCCGGACAGACUGGAGCGUCUCAGUCCUCUCAGAGCAAAUCUUCUAGUAAGAAAAGCAAAAAGGAAGACAAAGAAAAAGACAAAGAGGGUGAGAGUGUCAGCAGCCAGGAAGAUCAGCUGUGCAUGGCUCUGGUCAGCCAGCUGAACAAGUUUGCAGACAAGGAGACGUUAAUCCAGUUCUUGCGCUGUUUCCUGCUGGAGUCAAACUCAUCAGCUGUGCGCUGGCAGGCCCAUUGCUUGGCUCUGCAUAUCUACAGGAACUCCAGCAAAUCUCAGCAGGAGCUGCUGCUGGAGCUGACUUGGGCCAUCUGGCCGGAGCUCCCUGCAUAUGGCCGCAAAGCUGCCCAGUUUGUUGACUUACUUGGAUACUUCUCACUCAAAACUCCUCAGACAGAGAAAAAGCUGAAGGAAUAUUCCCAGAAAGCUGUGGAAAUCUUGAGGGCACAGAACCACAUCCUAACAAAUCACCCCAACUCCAACAUUUACAACACUCUUUCUGGAUUAGUGGAGUUUGAUGGUUUUUAUUUGGAGAGUGACCCCUGCUUGGUGUGCAACAACCCAGAAGUUCCCUUCUCAAACAUUAAACUGUCAUCAAUCAAAGUGGACACACGGUACACCACCACACAGCAGGUUGUCAAGCUUAUCGGCAGCCACACCAUCAGCAAAGUCACAGUAAAGAUCGGCGACCUCAAACGCACGAAAAUGGUCCGCACCAUCAACCUUUAUUACAACAACAGAACUGUACAGGCCAUCGUGGAGCUGAAAAAUAAGCCGGCUCGUUGGCACAAAGCCAAGAAAGUUCAGCUUACCCCAGGACAAACUGAGGUGAAAAUCGACCUUCCCUUGCCUAUCGUCGCAUCCAACCUGAUGAUCGAGUUUUCUGAUUUUUAUGAAAACUAUCAAGCGUCGACCGAGACCCUGCAGUGUCCACGCUGCAGUGCUUCUGUUCCUGCCAACCCUGGGGUGUGUGGCAACUGCGGUGAGAAUGUGUAUCAGUGCCACAAGUGCAGGUCUAUUAACUAUGAUGAAAAAGAUCCCUUCCUGUGCAACGCCUGUGGUUUCUGCAAAUAUGCCCGAUUUGACUUCAUGCUGUACGCUAAACCUUGCUGUGCAGUGGAUCCAAUUGAGAAUGAGGAAGACAGGAAAAAGGCUGUAACUAACAUCAACACUCUGCUGGACAAAGCUGACCGGGUCUACCACCAGCUGAUGGGACACAGACCCCAGUUAGAGAGCCUCCUGUCUAAAGUUAAUGAGGCAGCACCAGAGAAACCCCAGGAUGAUACUGGAGCAGGUGCAGGACUCGGUACCUCUACUGCUAAUGUGAACCGAUACAUUCAGCAGCUGGCUCAAGAAUACAGUGGAGACUGCAAGACAUCUUUUGAUGAGCUCUCUAAGAUAAUACAGAAAGUGCUUGCGUCUCGGAAGGAGCUGUUGGAGUAUGAUCUGCAGCAGAGAGAGGCUGCCACCAAGUCGUCCCGGAGCAGCAGCAGCCACCAGCCCACCUUCACCGCCAGUCAGUACCGAGCUCUGUCCGUGCUCGGCUGUGGCCACACUUCAUCAACCAAGUGUUACGGAUGUGCCUCAGCUGUCACGGGCCACUGCAUCACAUUGCUUCGUGCGCUGGCCACCAACCCGGCUCUCCGGCAGAUCCUCGUCCUCCAGGGUCUCAUUCGUGAGUUGUUUGAGUACAACUUGCGACGAGGUACAGCAGCCAUGAGGGAAGAAGUGAGGCAGCUGAUCUGUCUCCUCACCAGAGAUCAUCCAGAAGCCACACAGCAAAUGAACGACCUCAUCAUUGCCAAGGUUUCCGCUGCUCUCAAGGGUCACUGGGCAAAUCCCGACCUGGUAAGUAAUUUGCAGUAUGAAAUGUUGCUGCUGACGGACUCCAUUUCCAAAGAGGGAGGAUGCUGGGAGUUAAGGUUGCGUUGUGCACUCAGUUUGUUCCUGAUGUCAGUGAAUAUAAAAACACCUGUAGUCGUUGAGAACAUCACACUCAUGUGCUUGAGAAUCCUGCAAAAGCUGAUAAAGCCUCCUGCACCAACUAGCAAGAAGAACAAGGAUACUGCCAUUGAAUCGCUGACCACAGUCAGACCCUACAGUAAUGAAAUUCAUGCCCAGGCUCAGCUUUGGCUAAAGAAAGAUCCUAAGGCAUCUUAUGAUGCUUGGAAAAAGUGUCUCCCAGCUAGAAGCCAGGAGGCUGUGUCCAAGCCUCAGGGCAAAGCCGAGCUGCGGAAGCAGUAUCUGCUGGAGAAGUAUGUUUGGAAGUGGAAGCAAUUCAUGAGGUCCAGGAAAGGUGAAGGUCUUUUCCCUCGCCUGCUCAAACUGAGCCACAACAACUGGCUUCGGCAGGUUCUGUUCACACCUGCCACCCAGGCCGCAAGACAGGCAGCUUGCACUAUUGUGGAGGCUCUUACCACAAUCCCCAGCCGCAAGCAACAGGUCCUGGACCUGCUCACCAGUUACCUUGAUGAACUGAGUGUUGCUGGAGAGUGUGCGGUGGAAUAUCUGGGCCUGUACCAAAAACUGAUCAAGCCAACACACUGGAAGGUUUACCUGGCUGCUCGUGGGGUUCUGCCCUACAUCGGUAACCUGAUCACCAAGGAAAUAGCCAAUCUCCUUGCUCUAGAGGAGGCGACACUGAGCACAGACCUACAGCAAGGCUACGCCCUCAAGAGCUUGACUGGAUUGCUGUCAUCUUUUGUGGAGGUGGAGUCCAUUAAGCGCCAUUUCAAGAGUAGAUUGGUUGGCACAGUUCUGAACGGAUACUUGUGUCUGAGGAAGCUGGUGGUGCAGCGCACCAAGCUGAUCGAUGAGACUCAGGACAUGCUCCUCGAGAUGCUGGAGGACAUGACAACAGGUACAGAGUCUGAAACCAAAGCUUUCAUGGCAGUUUGCAUCGAGACAGCAAAACGAUACAACCUUGAUGACUACCGGACACCCGUGUUUAUUUUUGAGAGACUGUGCAGCAUCAUCUACCCUGAGGAGAACGAGGUGACGGAGUUCUUUGUGACUCUGGAAAAAGACCCUCAGCAGGAGGACUUCCUGCAGGGCCGAAUGCCAGGAAACCCCUACAGCAGCAACGAGCCGGGUAUUGGCCCACUGAUGAGAGACAUCAAAAAUAAGAUUUGUCAGGACUGCGACCUGGUGGCGCUUCUGGAAGACGACAGUGGCAUGGAGCUACUUGUAAACAACAAAAUCAUCAGUUUAGAGCUGUCUGUGGCUGAGGUCUACAAGAAGGUCUGGUGCCCGACAAAUGAGGGUGAGCCGAUGAGAAUAAUAUAUCGAAUGAGAGGUCUACUUGGAGAUGCCACUGAGGAGUUCAUAGAGUCGCUGGACUCAACCACAGAUGAAGAAGAAGACGAUGAAGAGGUGUACAAGAUGGCAGGGGUCAUGGCACAGUGUGGAGGACUGGAGUGUAUGCUCAACCGGCUGUCUGGAAUCAAAGAUUUCAAACAAGGACGACAUCUGCUGACUGUUUUACUGAAGCUGUUCAGUUACUGUGUCAAAGUCAAGAUUAAUAGGCAACAACUAGUGAGACCGGAGAUGAACACACUCAAUGUCAUGCUGGGAACUCUAAACCUGGCUUUAGUAGCAGAACAGGAGAGCAAGGACAGCGGUGGAGCCUCCAUAGCAGAACAGGUCCUGAGCAUCAUGGAGAUCAUCCUGGAUGAAGCUAAUGCUGAGAGGAUUUCAGAGGACAAGGGUAAUCUUCUGCUCACAGGAGACAAAGAUCAGCUUGUGAUGUUGUUGGAUCAGAUCAACACCCCGUUUGUUCGCUCAAACCCCAGCGUGCUGCAGGGUCUGCUGCGCAUCGUUCCAUACCUGUCCUUUGGUGAACUGGAGAAGAUGAAGAUUUUGGUGGAACGUUUUAAACCGUGCUGCAAUUUUGACAAGUACGAUGAGGAGCACAGUGCAGACGACAAAGUGUUUUUGGACUGCUUCUGUAAAAUCGCUGCCGGAAUCAAAAAUAACAGCAACGGCCAUCAGCUAAAAGAUCUCAUUCUUCAAAAAGGAAUCACACAGAGUGCACUGGACUACAUGAAGAAACAUAUCCCCAAUGCAAAAAAUUUGGAUGCAGAUGUCUGGAAGAAGUUCCUCUCUAGACCAGCUCUACCAUUUAUUCUUAGAUUGCUCCGUGGUUUGGCUACCCAGCAUCCACCCACACAGGUACUCAUAGGCACAGAUUCAAUAACCAACUUGCACAAGCUGGAGCAGGUUUCCAGUGAUGAAGGCAUAGGAACUCUGGCAGAGAACCUCCUGGAGGCGCUCAGGGAGCACAGAGACGUCAACCUGAAGAUUGAAGCAGCUCGCAGGGAAACCAGAGCUGAGAAGAAGCGGAUGGCCAUGGCCAUGAGGCAGAAGGCCCUGGGAACUCUGGGCAUGACGACAAAUGAGAAAGGUCAAGUUGUUACAAAGACUUCACUUUUGAAGCAAAUGGAGGAGCUGAUAGAAGAGCCGGGUUUGACCUGCUGUAUCUGCAGAGAGGGUUACAAGUUCCAGCCAACCAAGGUUUUGGGCAUUUACACGUUCACAAAGCGCGUGGUUUUGGAGGAAUUUGAAAACAAGCCUCGCAAGCAGCAAGGCUACAGCACUGUGUCGCACUUCAACAUAGUCCACUAUGACUGCCAUCUGGCAGCUGUCAGGCUGGCUCGUGGGAGAGAGGAGUGGGAAAGUGCUGCUCUUCAGAACGCCAACACCAAGUGCAAUGGCCUGCUUCCUGUGUGGGGGCCACACGUGCCAGAAUCGGCCUUUGCUACAUGCUUAGCCAGGCACAACACAUAUCUUCAGGAGUGCACAGGGCAGCGGGAGCCCACCUACCAACUCAACAUUCACGACACCAAACUGCUGUUCCUGCGCUUUGCUACCGAGCAGUCGUUCAGUGUCGACUCAGGAGGCGGGGGCCGUGAGAGCAACAUCCACCUCAUCCCCUACAUCAUCCACACAGUGCUCUACGUACUCAACACCACACGAGCCACGUCACGAGAAGAGAAGAACCUACAGAGUUUCCAGGAGCAGCCUUGUGAGAAAUGGGUGGAAAGCUCGUAUGACGUUGAAGGACCACAUUAUUUCACCAUCUUGGCCAUGCACAUCAUGCCUCCUGAGAGGUGGAGGAGUUCUCGUUUGUACUUCCUGCGAAGACUCCUGGUCAUGGCACAUUCUCGCAAGGCCUCUGCCGUUUCCACAAACAAACUCACAGAUAAAACACCAAAGGAAUAUGCAGUUUAUCGCUCACCUCUUCUCUUCUGGGGCCUGGUGGAUCUGGUCUAUGACAUGUUCAGGAAAGUACCCACCAGCAACACUGAAGGGGGAUGGUCCUUCUCUCUGGCAGAAUACGUCCGUCACAACGACAUGCCCAUCUACGAGGCCUCUGAGCGCAUCCUCAGGGCCUUCCAGGAUGAACUGAUGCCCGCCGAGUCCAUGUCAGAGUUCUGCGACGUCGUCGGUCUCCUUUCUGAAAUACCAGACCCGGACCUCUUCAUGCAGGAUUUGUUGAACUCUUUGCCCUGAUUCAGCAUCAAGUCACACCCCUCAGACACACGUAAAAACAAAAAACAGAAGAGCUGUUUACACACCAGAAUACACACAAACACCAUGCUUCCUAUUCAGCUACCACGCCCAUAUGACAUCUCAAAUUAAACUGUAUGUGUAGUCUACAAAAAUAUUAAAUAAAAAGAACUCAUUCACUUUUGGCAACAUCUCUGUAACUGCCUGUCACAACGGAGAGGACGCUGAAGCAGGAUUUACUUUUCGCCCCCUGAUUCAAACUGCUUCACUCUGAUUAAAGAUGAUUUGAUUUGUUUAUUAGUGGGUUUGAA